Molecule: messenger RNA, 5647 nt
Organism: Gallus gallus (chicken)
Lineage: Eukaryota; Metazoa; Chordata; Aves; Galliformes; Phasianidae
Gene: DISP1
Product: dispatched RND transporter family member 1
Exons: 7
Coding region: 1587-5636 (1349 amino acids)
Cellular component (GO): membrane
Source: RefSeq, a predicted model, not a curated record
AGCCUGCCUGCUGUCUUCAGCCUUCCCCGUCCUUCUGCCUUCACCAUCAGUGGCCUGACCAUUUUCAGCAUCAGCCUGUGCAACAGCAUAUAGCCAGGAUAAGGUAAGCAGUUUGCUUAUUUUUAUUGUUGUUAGUUCUCAGCGUGGGUAACUGUUUUGCAAAUAUUUCAUAAAUAUUUAAUUUAAAAACAACAACAACAAAAUAAUCAGAAGAUCCAGAAGAGAUGAACCGAAUUUCUUCCCAAGUGUUCUUACAAGUUGAUCUUUGCAUUACCAGCAUAACUUUUCUCAGAAGGAUCCAAAUCAGGAACCUAAUUUUGUUGUGCUACAUGAAUAUUUUUGAAGCAAAUUAGUUCUUUCUAGAAAAAAAAGGCUGCCUUUUCUUCCUGGGGAUUGUUUGAAAGCCCACUAAGUCUUUUCCAAGACACAAUGUACACCUACAUUAUGUGAAACAAACUAAUGCAGAAAUAGCUGAGAGAGCACUGAAGGAAUGUGUCAUGUCUGCAUAGUUUAACCAAAACCCGUAUUUCCCCCAAAAGAUGCGCUGGAAAAUAUUUUCAGCAACCCCAACUGUAAAUGUCCUGACUGUUUUUUCUUUGUCAGAACAUCUGUUUCAGUGAGUUGCCCCCUUGUGUUUUCAGCAUAUCUGCUAAAUUGUGCUAGGACUGAGCAAUUUUGCAUUGCUCCAGGUUUUUAAUCCUUUCUGCCCUCUACUUCAUAGACACCUCUUUAUCUGCUACUUUUGGAGAUCCCAUGAAAGUACACAAGCUACAGGAAGCAACAGUCACAAGGGAAUUCUACCACAGCCUGCUGGUUCUGGGCAGUCAAGAUCACUGUCAGUCCAAGAAGCUAUUUCUAAAAUUGAAUUCCCUAUUGCCAUAACACACUCCUAAGCUUUUAUGCAAGGUUAUUUUUUUUCUGAGUUGCACUUGAGCCAGACUGCAUGGUUUUUCACUGGGAUAGUAAAUGUCUCCUUGUCUCCCUGUUGUCCAACAGCUGCCUCCUUGCUCUAAAAGUUGGAGCUACAAGUUAUUCUCAGACAGUUGUAUGUGUUUUGUCUCGUUGAAAUGAACUAAUUUUAAACUUCUGAGAAUAUCAGACUGGGAGAAAUAUCCAAUGUGGAAAAUGUCAAAGUGAAUAAAGGUUUUUUUUCCUUAAGGUAAAAGCAGAUGAAAAUAAGGAUAAUAUAAAGUGCAAGUCAGCUUUCCCCUGCCAGUUAUUCCUCUUACAAAUGGAAAAAUGUUAAUUGUUCAAACAGCUUACCAUCAAACUUGUAGCUGUUUAAUCGUUAAGAAGAGAUGAACACUUUUAUGUAAUGCUAUAUACAAAGGUAUGCAGGAGGUUGAACAGUUACUGAAUCAGUCAAGCAUGCUUUUCACUGUCAAAGUGGGUGCACUAAUUUUGCUGUUUUUCUUGCUCCGGAGCCAGGACUGUUAAACUUCAUCUGUAUCCCAUAGUCUUGAGGAGGAGAAUGAGAUUUGAUUUGUAAUCUGGGUUUCUGUUCUUGCUCUGGGCCAGCCAGACCAUUCAAGUUACCAAAAAGCUAUGCUGCUCUGAUAGCUGACUGGCCCGUGGUGGUCCUGGGCAUGUGUACUGUGUUAAUAGUGGUGUGUGCACUGGUUGGAAUAUUAGUUCCAGAUCUCCCAGAUUUCUCUGAUCCAUUGCUGGGUUUUGAACCAAGAGGGACGGCAAUAGGACAGAGAUUGGUUACAUGGAACAAUAUGGUGAAAAACACAGGGUACAAAGCAACGCUAGCGAAUUAUCCUUUUAAAUAUGCUGAUGAGCAAGCUAAAAGUCAUCAAGAUGACAGAUGGUCAGAUGAUCACUAUGAAAGAGAGAAGAGGCAAGCAGAAUGGAACUUUCACAAGGAUACCUUUUUUUGUGAUAUUCCAAGUGAUCGCUAUUCACGAGUGGUGUUUACAUCAACAGAAGGAGAGAAUUUAUGGAAUUUGAAUGCAAUUAAGUCAAUGUGCAAUGUAGAUAACCUAAGGAUCAGAUCCCAUUCCCAAUUCGGUGAUCUCUGCCAGAGAGCCACUGCUGCUUCUUGCUGUCCCAGCUGGACACUGGGCAACUAUAUUGCCAUCCUAAACAACAGGUCGUCAUGUCAAAAAAUUGUAGAACGAGACGUCUCUCACACCCUAAAGCUGCUUCGCACGUGUGCCAAAUACUAUUACAAUGGAACCCUGGGGCCGGACUGCUGGGAUAUGAAUGCCAAAAGGAAGGACCAACUCAAGUGUACAAAUGUGCCUCGCAAAUGUACCAAGUACAAUGCUGUUUACCAGAUCCUACACUAUCUAGUGGACAAGGAUUUUCUAAGCCCAAAGACAGCUGACUACGUCUUACCAGCUUUAAAAUAUAGCAUGCUCUUCUCUCCAACUGAGAAGGGAGAAAGCAUGAUGAGUAUUUACCUUGAUAACUUUGAGAACUGGAACUCUUCUGAUGGUGUGACAACCGUCACAGGGAUUGAGUUUGGAAUAAAACAUAGUUUGUUUCAAGAUUACCUGUUGAUGGAUACUGUGUAUCCUGCCAUAGCCAUUGUAAUUGUUCUAUUAGUUAUGUGUGUGUACACGAAGUCCAUGUUUAUCACGCUGAUGACUAUGUUUGCAAUAAUUAGUUCCUUGAUCGUUUCUUAUUUUCUGUAUCGAGUAGUAUUUAAUUUUGAGUUCUUUCCAUUCAUGAAUCUCACUGCAUUGAUUAUUCUUGUUGGGAUCGGAGCAGAUGAUGCUUUUGUCUUAUGUGACGUUUGGAACUACACUAAAUUUGAUAAACCUCACGCUGGAACUUCUGAGACAGUGAGCAUCACGUUGCAGCAUGCUGCUCUUUCCAUGUUUGUCACCAGUUUUACCACCGCUGCUGCCUUCUAUGCUAACUAUGUCAGCAAUAUCACAGCGAUCAGAUGUUUUGGUGUCUAUGCUGGUACUGCCAUCUUGGUGAAUUAUGUUUUGAUGGUCACUUGGCUACCUGCAGUAGUUGUGUUACACGAACGUUAUCUUCUCAAUAUUUUCAGUUGCUUUAAAAAACCUCAGCAGAGGGUAUACAACAACAAAAACUGCUGGACAGUGUUGUGCCAAAUGUUCCACAAGGUUAUUUUUGCAGUCUCAGAAGCAUCCAGGAUAUUUUUUGAAAAAGUUUUGCCAUGCAUUGUUAUCAAAUUUCGUUAUAUUUGGCUUUUCUGGUUCCUUGCCUUAACAGUUGGUGGAGCAUAUAUUGUUUGCGUAAAUCCAAAGAUGAAAUUGCCAUCAUUGGAGCUCUCUGAGUUUCAGGUAUUUAGGUCUUCUCACCCCUUCGAACGAUACGAUGCAGAAUACAAAAAGCUUUUCAUGUUUGAACGUGUCCACCACGGAGAGGAGCUCCACAUGCCAAUUACGGUAAUCUGGGGUGUCAUGCCUGAGGAUAAUGGUGACCCUUUAAAUCCUAAAAGUAAGGGGAAGCUGCAACUAGAUAGCAGUUUUAAUAUUGCUAGCCCGGCUUCACAGGUUUGGAUUUUACGCUUCUGUCAGAAGCUGAGAAAUCAAACAUUCUUUUAUCAGACUGAAGAACAAGACUUCACAAGCUGCUUUAUUGAAACAUUUAAGCAGUGGAUGGAAAAUCAGGACUGUGAUGAGCCGUCUCUUUACCCCUGCUGCAGCCACUGGAGCUUUCCGUACAAACAAGAAGUCUUUGAGUUAUGUAUCAAGAGAGCUAUAAUGGAGCUAGAAAGAAGCACAGGGUACCAUUUGGAUAGCAAAACUCCAGGGCCUCGCUUUGACCUGAAUGACACUAUCAGGGCAGUGGUGCUGGAGUUCCAAAGCACCUACCUCUUCACACUGGCUUAUGAGAAAAUGCAUCAGUUCUACAAGGAGGUGGACUCAUGGAUUUCAAGUGAGCUUAGUUCAGCUCCUGAAGGCCUUAGCAAUGGUUGGUUUGUGAGUAAUUUAGAAUUUUAUGAUCUACAGGACAGUCUUUCUGAUGGAACUCUAAUUGCCAUGGGUCUUUCGGUUGCUGUUGCCUUUAGUGUAAUGCUUCUUACAACUUGGAACAUUAUUAUAAGCCUUUAUGCAAUAGUUUCAAUCGCUGGAACUAUUUUUGUCACUGUAGGUUCCCUGGUUCUUCUUGGCUGGGAGCUAAAUGUGCUAGAAUCUGUCACUAUUUCUGUGGCUGUCGGCUUGUCUGUAGACUUUGCUGUUCAUUACGGAGUAGCUUAUCGCUUAGCCCCCGACCCUGACCGAGAGGGAAAAGUGAUUUUUUCUCUAAGCCGAAUGGGUUCUGCUAUUGCGAUGGCUGCGUUGACAACGUUUGUAGCUGGAGCAAUGAUGAUGCCUUCUACAGUGUUGGCGUACACGCAGCUCGGCACUUUCAUGAUGCUAAUAAUGUGCAUUAGUUGGGCUUUUGCAACAUUCUUCUUCCAGUGCAUGUGCCGAUGCCUUGGACCCCAGGGCACUUGUGGCCAGAUCCCGCUACCAAAAAAACUGCGGUGUAAUGCCUUCUCUCAGACCUUUUCAGGAGCCCAGGGGGGCAGAGGUCAAAAUAAAUCACAUCCCAUUAGCAAAUACCAGCUGGACUCCAGAGGUCAAAAGCCAGAAAUGGAGCAUGAGCACUACGAGCUGGAGCCGCUGGCAUCACAAGCAGGUAUCUGUAACCCUGCAGAGAAAGUGACCUAUGAAGAAACUCACAUCUGCUCAGAACUCUUCAGCAGCAGGUCCCAGAACACGUGUAUGCCUAUGCAUUCAGUGUAUAAUAGUGAAGUGAGCAAAAGCAUUAAAAACGUUGCUAGUUCAGCUGUGCUGCAGUCGUCUAUUGACCAACGUGCUCUGUGCCCACUCUUCUCUCAGAACAGGCAGUGCAGCUGCCCAGAUCCGUAUAAGCAGGUAACGGUAAAGUGGAGCCCACACUCAUGUCAACAGCUAAGUGAUCCCUUCUGUUACCAGUGUUCUCCUUCGCCUGGGGCCGUGCAGAUCCAAAGCUCUGUGACUCCCAUAAAUACUUUACAACAAACUACUGAAGGUUAUGUGCAUCCUGUCCAGCAUGUCCUCCACUGCAGCUGCCUUCAGGGAAGGCUCAAAAGAACGAUGACACAGAACUCGCUGCCGAAAAAUUUUUUCCUCCAGUCAGUACAACAGCUUCAGGCACAUCAGAGAGUAAACAGGACAGAUUCACACGCUCACCAAAACCCAGAGGAAAACAUCAGAACUGUUCCAAAGGUGAUGAGCUCCUCCCAAUUUCUGUGCCGAAAUGCAGGGCCUCUAAUCGUGCAUUGCUCUGAAUGUGAGAACAGCGUACCUAACAACCAAAAGGGACUCUGUCAGAAGGCAGACAAGUGUGAUGAAAAGGGCGGCACAGAAGCCAAUGGGGUUGAAAGCAAGAAAGCCUCUAUGUCAAAGCAGAAAAAGAAAGCCGAGAGCAAGAUAGAUCAGUGUUCUUUGCAGAAUGACCAGGUUUUGAAGGGUGACCAAGCUGCUAAAAAACACCUGCUGAAUAGGUCAGCAGGAGAGGCUCACUGUGAGGGUUGCCAUGAAAACUCACACUGUUGUAGCACGGCUGUAGUAGUGAAGUGCAAUUCUGUUGACUGUCAAAUGCCAAACAUCGAAGCCAAUGUGCCUCCUAUGUUAAUGCGCCCAGAACUUUCCAAUGAAAGUUUGUUAAUAAAAACGCUAUAAUAAAUCUUUAA